This is a messenger RNA of Cordyceps fumosorosea ARSEF 2679, 1755 nucleotides long. Its product is annotated as Peptidase M18. Gene Ontology annotation, molecular function: zinc ion binding; metalloaminopeptidase activity. Gene Ontology annotation, cellular component: fungal-type vacuole. Gene Ontology annotation, biological process: proteolysis. The record is from RefSeq and is a predicted model, not a curated record. NCBI's taxonomy places the organism in Eukaryota, Fungi, Ascomycota, Sordariomycetes, Hypocreales, Cordycipitaceae. The transcript is spliced from 2 exons. The coding region runs from base 1 to 1755 and encodes 584 amino acids.
AUGACACUUCGCGCGCCCCCUUCCGGCGUCUACUCCGACCGACCGCUUGAAAACCGUGUGCGCGCUGUAGCUCCUCCUGCAAAUAUCAUGGGUUACUACCCACCCGCGCCUGCUGGCGGCUACGCGAACCCCACGGCUGCGGCACCGAGUCCUUACGCGAACCCUAUGGCUACAUAUCUUACAGCGGCGCCUUCCAAGGCUUCACGCAGCUUCCUCCUCGCUGACAUGGACGGCCGCGGCAACGACAACCGCGCCUGCGCCUCCUGCAUUGCCCAGCUGAAGCCUCACGAGGCCAGUCAGAUCAACUGGCGUCUCAACAGCACCGAAGACUGCCGCCUGUGCCAGGUCGCCGCCACCAAGCCCGAGGCCUUUACCAAGCCCUUCUGCGACUUCCUGACCGAGAACCCGACCAUCUUCCACACCGUCAACUACUGCAAGAACAAACUCAACAGCGCCGGCUACACAGAGCUCCCCUCUCGCGAGUCCUGGGCCGGCAAAAUCCAUGCCGGCGGCAAGUACUACGUCUCCCGUAACGGCAGCUCCAUCAUUGCCUUUGCCGUCGGCCGCGGCUACAAGACCGGCCAAGCGCCCGGUUUCGCCAUGGUUGGUGGCCACAUCGACGCACUCACUGCGCGACUCAAGCCCGUAAGCACCAAACCCAACAAGGCUGGCUUCCUACAGCUCGGCAUCGCUCCCUACGCCGGCGCGCUCAACGAGACCUGGUGGGAUCGCGACCUCGCCAUCGGCGGCCGCGUUAUCGUCCACGACUCCAAGACGGGCAAGACCUCGUCCCGUCUCGUCCGUCUCGACUGGCCCAUUGCCAAGAUCCCCACGCUCGCCCCGCACUUCGGCGUUGGCAUCAUGGGACAGAAGAAUAAGGAGACGCAGGCUGUUCCUGUCGUCGGCCUUGAAAGCACCGACGACAACCCCAGUACCGAGCGCCUCGGCCCCGAAGGCGCAUUUGUCAACACCCAGCCUCCAAAGCUGGUCAAGCUCAUUUCCAAGCAGCUUGGCAUCACCUCCUACGCUGACAUUGUCAACUGGGAGCUUGAACUCUACGACGCGCAGCCCGCGCAGACCGUUGGUCUCGACCGCGACAUGAUCUCGGCUGGUCGCAUCGACGACAAACUCUGUUCUUGGGGCGCCCUGAUUGGUCUCCUUGCGACCGAGGACAAGGCGGACGACACCUACGUCAAGCUGACCGCCCUGUUCGACGACGAGGAGAUUGGCUCCAAACUCCGCCAAGGCGCCGGCGGCAACUUCUUGCCCUCUGUCAUUGAGCGCACCGUCGAGGCCCUCAACCCGGACACGUACGGCCCGGGGCUCCAAGGCCAGGUCUACGCCAAGUCGUUCCUCCUCUCCGCCGACGUCUCACAUGCCGGCAACCCCAACUUUCUCGGCGAGUACCUGCCCGACCACACGCCGCAGCUCAACGUGGGCAUCGUCGUCGCCGGCGACUCCAACGGCCACAUGACCACCGACGCCGUCUCCACCGCCGUCCUCGCCCGCGUCGCCGGGCUCAUCGGCCACCGCAUCCAGCCCUUCCAGAUCCGCAACGACUCCCGUUCCGGCGGCACCAUCGGCCCCAUGCUCUCUAGCAUGAUGGGCUGCAAGGCCGCCGACGCGGGCAUGCCCCAGCUCAGCAUGCACUCGAUCCGUGCCACCACCGGCGCCCUCGACCCGGGUCUGGGCGUCCAGUUCUUCAAGGGCUUCCUGGAUAACUGGGAGAAGGUGGACCAUGAGUGGGAGCACUAA